AAUUAAUUUUAUUUUUGAUUUAUAAAUAAACAACUGUUAUUCUGGUUACAAAACUAAUAUUUAGAAUUAUAAUUGUGUUUAAACUAUGUUAUUUUUUAAAUAUUUUUAUAACCUGUUUUAAUUUUACAAUUAAUUUUUUUAUUAAAGUGUUAGAACGGUAAAAAUGUGAAAUGGGGCAAGUUUUUCGUAACAUAAGAAAUUCGAAAACAAAAACUGUAACCACUUUUUAAAAUGAAAUUAAAUAUGAAUAUGAGCUGGUGUAAAUUACUCGGAAGAAACGCCCUUUCCACGCUCGAACGAGAACUACAAAAGCAGGUCUAUAUUCAUUUCUUAUCAACUUCCCUUCAACUGCAAGCAUCUUCCCACAAAUCGCGUUGACUCUCUUAAGGUUAAGAAUCCUACAAUUCGCUUUGCUGCUUGUGUUCAUGCAUUAGCUCUAAACUAAACUAUACUGAUCAACAUCUUUUCAGACGCUGCCUGUGUUCUUGCAUUAGCUCUAAACUAAACUAAACUAAACUGAUCAGCAUCUUUUCAGACAACAGCCACAUAAACCAAGCCGACCGGCCAGGUAAGCUGUGUUGUCUUCCGUUCAUUCAAUGCUCCUAUUUAUUUGUUUUAUUUUUUUACUGUAUCUUGAAGUUAAUGUAAAUUCACAAAUGUUUUUGUUUCUCUUUCCUGUGUAUGCUUAUUUCUAGAGUUUCUGUUUGGUCUGUAAUUGCUACUUGGUAUCAUCGCCUACUUCUUUAUAACUUCGUUGUUCCCUUUUUCUAAUCUUUUUCGAUAUUCUUAUUUGAAUUAAAUAAUAAAUUAUAACUUCCAUUCUCCUAAAAUUAAUUUAGUUUGUGCAUGUAAGGAUUCAACAAUAGAAAUGGUUAGACCGAACGAUCCCUUUUGGGAUUAUGUGGAGAAGAUGACCGGUACUGGUCUUUUGAGGUGCAAGUUUUGCGAGUAUAUAUUUGCUGUUGCUACUUCAAUAUCGAGGAUCAAAUCACAUUUCGCGGGAGUCAAACGGCGUGGAGUUAAUAUCUGUACAAAAGUGCCUAAAGAGAUUCAAGAAGCAUCCUAUUUAGCUAUUCAUGGCUCAAGAAAGAAACUUAAAACCAUGCCAAGUGAGGUAGCUAAUAAGUUUUCUACUUCUUCACUAGAAGAAAAGAAUGAAGUUGAAAUUCUUGCAAGGGAUAUAGAAGAGGUGCUGAUGGAAGCUGAAAGAUCGGAUGAAGUAGAGAGCAAGAGUCCUGCAGAAUUGAUCCAGUUUGUUGAAACUGGUAGCUCUGUUGAAGGGAAUGUUGCUGAUGUUCACGAGACUGGAGGAACUGUGUUGCCAAGAAUGGAUCUCGUUGGUCAAUUAAUUGAAAAAGACUGGCAAGAGAUAUAUGAUUCGUCAAAGGAGAACGAUGAUUUGAAUUGUAGCAGAGAGGACAUGGCUGGAGAUCUGAUUCAGGAAGGGUUAUAUGAGACUAGAGGAGAUGCAUUGCUGACAACGGAGCCAGUGGGUGAAGCGUUUCAAAGAAAUACGGAUGAGAUUUGGUCUUUGUUAAAGAAGGAAAAGGUUUUAACUAUUGGUGUUUGUGGAGGUGGGGGGAUGGGCAAAACAACACUGGUGAAGCAUAUCCGUAAUCUGCUUCUGAAAAAACCAAACUCUUUUCAGCAUAUUUAUUGGAUUACUGUAACACAAGAUUUUAGCAUUUAUAAGUUGCAGAAUCUGAUUGCCAAAAACAUUGAUUUAGAUCUUUCAAAUGAAAAAGAUGAGAAGAGUAGAGCUGCAAAACUUUCAAAAGCAUUUUUAACAAAACAAAAAUAUGUGCUGAUAUUAGAUGAUUUGAGGAAUCAUUUUGAUGCGGAGAAGGUGGGAAUUCCUAUCAGAGGGAAUACAUGCAAGUUGAUUUUUACAACUCGAUCACUAGAUGUUUGUAAAUGGAUGGGCUGCCCGGAGUACAUGGUCAUUGUGGAGCCUCUUUCUGAGGAAGAGGCUUGGAGCUUGUUUGCCAAGGAACUUGGGAAUUAUGAUGUCAAAGUGGGACAUUUUGCAAAAUUUCUUGCGAGUGAAUGUGCUGGCUUUCCACUUGGGAUUAAAACAACGGCGAGAAGCAUGAGGGGAGUGGAAGAUGUUUAUGCGUGGAGGAAAACAUUACAGGAAAUGGAAGAGUUGAAAAGUAGAAAAGGUAGCAUGGAACUCGAUGUGUUUCCGAUAUUGGAAUUUAGUUAUUUACAUUUGAAUGAUUUAUCAUUGCAACGAUGUCUGUUAUAUUGUGCGUUGUUUCCAGAGGAUUGCAAGAUCAACAAAAAUGACUUGAUAGAGUAUUUGAUUGCUGAGGGAAUAAUAGAAGCGAGAGGGAGCAGGCAAUCCCAAUUUGAUAAGGGCCACUUCAUGCUUGAUAAACUUGAAAAUGCCUGCUUAUUGGAGAGCUUUAUAACUGAAGAUUAUGGAUAUGUCAGGAUGCCUGACUUGAUUAGGGAUAUGGCCCUCCAAAUUAUGAAUUCAAGAGCAAUGGUUAAAGCUGGUGUUCAAUUAAAAGAAUUCCCAGAUGAGGAGACAUGGACCGAGGGCCUUGUGCACGUUUCAUUAAUGAGAAAUGACAUCAAGGAAGUUCCACCAAACCUUUCGCCAAGGUGUACCAAUCUGGCAACCUUGUUGUUAUGUGGAAAUCACAAACUGGAAUUGAUCACAGAUUCUUUUGUCAAACGAUUCUGCCUGCUCCAGUUUCUUGACCUCUCUUUUACUGCUAUUAAGGAAUUGCCAGGUUCCAUCUCUGGUCUUGUGCAUCUAGAUGGAUUAUGGCUGAGAGGCUGUUACAAGCUGAGACAUGUACCAUCAUUAGCAAAGCUCAGGAAACUGAAGAUGCUGAAUUUCAGUAAUGCCCCACUUGAAGAGGUGCCUCAUGGUAUAGAUUUGCUUUUCAAAUUGAGGUAUCUUAAUCUCGACGGGACUGCACUCAAGGAAUUUUCUGCCACUAUGUUAUUUAAUCUCUCUAAUUUACAAUUCCUCCACCUGAACCAGUCUUUAGGAGGUCUCAGAGCAGUUGAAGUAGAGGGAGUAGCAGGCUUGAGAAAGUUGGAAUCUUUGAAAUGCCAUUUCUAUGAUCUUGUUGAUUUCAACAACUAUCUUCAAUCUGAAGAGAGGCAACCGUUAUGCACUUACGAUAUCAAAAUAGGACAACUAGGUGACAAUGUCUUUACAGAUUUUAUGCUACCUCCAAUCUCAAAGAAAGACACAAAUAAAGAAGUUCGGUUAUAUAACUGCAAUAUUGGCGAAAGAGGAGAUUUUCUAGCACUUCCUGAAGGCAUACAGAAACUGGUGAUUGCUAAAUGCCAUGAUGCCAGAAACUUAUGCAACGUACAAGCAACUGGACUGAAGUCUUUUGUAAUUUCUGAGUGCCAUGGUGUGGAGUUCCUGUUCACGUUGUCCAGCUUUUCCACUGAUAUAGUUAAAAGCGUCGAAACUCUUCAUCUUUACUGGUUGAAGAACUUACUUGCCCUCUUCGGCAGAGAAGGAACUGCUUUACAACCAUUCCCAUCUAUUGGUACCUUUUCUUGUCUCAGAGUAUUUGAUGUGUUUAAUUGUCCAAGUAUAAAAAAGCUGUUUCCUUCUGGCUUGCUACCGAACCUCAAACACCUCGAAGUAAUUGAAGUAGAAUUUUGUGACAAAAUGGAGGAGAUAAUAGCGGCCGAAGAAGAAGACGAAGGCGGGAUUAUGGGUGAAGAAAGAAACAGCAGCAGCCGUUCCAUUGAUGCCAGUGUGGAAUUCAGGCUGCCAAAUUUGCGGCUACUAAAAUUGAGAAAUUUAUCGGAGCUAAAAAGCAUUUGCAGUGGGGUAAUGAUUUGUGAUUCUCUCCAAGAACUUGAUGUUGUUUACUGUUUGAAGCUGAAGAGGUUACCGUUCUCUCAUGCCCUGCUAAAAUCAAUUCGAAAAGCCCGUCGUAUCCAGAAGAAUGGUGGGAGUAUGUGGAAUGGGACAAGCGCAGUGCAAAGAACAUCCAUCAACCCCCUCCCUGAUGCUGUUGAGCGAGAGGUUACAUAAACUGCCUGGCCAUUGGAUUCAUGCUUCUUCAAAUACGUUGAGGAAUUGCGAAGAAAGCUUUUGGAAUGCCAGGUGCCAAGUUGAUAGCUAACGCUAUGUGCUCAGCAUCUUUAUGUAUUUUUUAUUCUCAUUUAAUGAUAGUUUCUGCACUUGAAUUGAACUAUUGAUGUUGAGACUGUCGCACAUUGAGAUUUGGUAUUUUGAGGUUGUGGUAUUGAUAA
Messenger RNA from Populus nigra (black poplar), 4239 nucleotides. Its product is annotated as probable disease resistance protein At4g27220. The record is from RefSeq and is a predicted model, not a curated record. The transcript is spliced from 2 exons. Bases 869 to 4018 code for a protein of 1049 amino acids. NCBI's taxonomy places the organism in Eukaryota, Viridiplantae, Streptophyta, Magnoliopsida, Malpighiales, Salicaceae. Gene Ontology annotation, molecular function: ADP binding; DNA binding.